This is a messenger RNA of Schizosaccharomyces octosporus yFS286, 3034 nucleotides long. Its product is annotated as complexed with Cdc5 protein Cwf19. The record is from RefSeq and is a predicted model, not a curated record. NCBI's taxonomy places the organism in Eukaryota, Fungi, Ascomycota, Schizosaccharomycetes, Schizosaccharomycetales, Schizosaccharomycetaceae. Gene Ontology annotation, cellular component: post-mRNA release spliceosomal complex. The transcript has 3 exons. The coding region runs from base 963 to 2804 and encodes 613 amino acids. Gene Ontology annotation, biological process: mRNA splicing, via spliceosome.
GCAGGCCAAGCCUUCUUCCGGGCAAAAUUCAUGGCAAUGGACAUUGGAGGGAGAGGUGAUGCGCCAUGAGGCGGCAGUGGUGUAUUCCUCUUGAUGUGCGCUUCAUGACUUUUUGGAGAACCGCUUUCUGGUCGAUGCGGACUGGUUGAAGAAGGCAUUCCGCCUUUGUCUUUCAGUCCAUUCGCGUCUUCGGUCAAUAACAAGUCAUCCUUAGAGCCGUUAUUCGAUAAGGGGUGAAAAUCCUGUUCUUUGCUUGCUGGCUGAAAUUGGCUAAAGUCGCUCUCCAUGGGAUCGGCCGCGUUCACGUUUGAUUUUGAUAUAUCAUGAAACGGUGGGUCAAUUAAAGCAGAAUCACCAGCGCUACCUCGUCCUGAAUCAUCUUCAUGGAAAAUAGCUUGCUGCAAUGAGUUUGGAAAUCUACGAUCAUCGGCAAAUGGAAAAGGAUAAGUUCCAGAAUUCAAUGACUCGCCGUCAUCUUCAUAAUACGGUGCUCCAGACAUUAACUCUACUAAAGAUUAAAACUUAAUACGAUUAUUUAAUGUACAUCCGCUGAAAAGGCACAGUUACGCGAAUCCUGCAAAGGUAUUGCCUUGUUAUAAUUAUUUGCUAAGGAACCUAAGGACUCAGUGAAUAGUGAGUCAAGCUGUUAUACGUAAGGAACGAUAGCGUAGAAAUCUUAAUCCGCGAAAAAGUUUGGUGGUGGGGUUUCUGUUUAGGAAGUUCCCAAGCGAAACAAAAUUUCUAUUCGAAGAUUUUGGUUCCCAUUUUGUUCUAUUCGUUUGAAAUUGUUUCUGAUUUUAUCUUCCUCUGCUUAUUCUUCCCUUCCCAGCGAGUUACCUGUCAUUUGUUUGUUUACAAAUUCCAAGGUACUUCGUUAAGCUUUUGAUGGAAGGAACAGCUUAAACAAACCAACCUGGAUUUUCCUGCCAAAUAGGUGAAUUGGUUAUUUUAUAUUUGAUAUAAUGGUUGCAGAUGAGCGCUUAAAUAGGAGGAAAGAUGAGAGAGAAUCUUCUUCUAGGUACGAUAGACAUGAUCGUGAAUAUCGCCAUAGACAACGCCAUGAGCAGGAUGAACGCGACGUAAGAAGAAAACACCGGCGUGAACGGUCACGUAGUCCUCGAAGAAAGCAUUCCUAUGAUGAUGAAACUCUUCGAAGACGAGAUGCUGAGAAAGAAUUUGCUCAGAAAAAUGAUUAUUUUCAAUCUCGUUUUGCCGGAGGUAACGAUUCUUUAGGAGGCACCUCUAGACAUGGUACUUUAGAGGGAAUGGAUUUUGGAAUGUAUGGCAAGCGUAUGUCAAAAGAGCAUAUGCAUGAAGAACCUAAAGAUACCCCUGGUCGAUUUAGGAGAGCUACCCAACCUGAUCGUCCUUCUGGAGCUACCGAUGUUCAAGAGCAGUAUGUGAAAGCUGAACGUGUUGAGUAUAAAAUUGGUGACAAUGGCUCACGAUGGAGAAUGAUGAAGCUUCAACGUGUUUUUGAUAUGGCGAAGGACAAUCAUCGACCUGUUGAAGAUGUAGCUCUUGAAAGGUACGGCUCUCUAAAGGACUUUGAUGACGCUUUGGAAGAAAGAGAAGAACUAGAUUAUCGGAAGGCAACGGGAAAAAUUCGGAAAGAUGAACUAACAGGUGAAAAACAUCGAAGUCGAUUAGAACAAGACAAGAACAACAAAUCGACGGUAUUGGAACCUGUGUCUUACUCUUCUUCAAAGCCUACACGAGAUGAAAUAAACAAGUUAAAAGCAGAGGUUUUACGUGCGCAGGCGAGAGGUUCAUCAAAUUAUGAAGCGUUAAAGCAACAAUAUGAUGCCAUGCAUAAAAAUUUUGAUGAUUCUUUAAAUGACGCUAGUUCGUCUCACUUGAAAUCUUUCACCAGCAAAAAUGACCCGUCUAUUGAGGAAAUGGUUCAGGAAGAGAAACUUUUAAAUAAACUAGACAAGCAUGGAUUGAGCAAAGACUAUGCGAAGCGCAUUACCAGGGAUAGUAGGUAUUCCAAUGAUUUGGAUUAUCUUGACGAAAAUGCCAAUAGAUUGGCCGAUCGUAUGAGCCGAAGGGAAAUAAACCUGGAACAAAUAUUCCAAGGAGGAAAUUUAUCAAAAAUGAAUCGUGCAUUGGAUUCUUGUCCGUUAUGUAUGAAUGCUAAUUCACAGCCACUGGCACCUGUCAUUACACUGAGUCAUCGCGCGUACCUUACUUUACCGACAAAACCUGGGUUAGCAAAAUAUCAUUGCUUAAUUGUUCCUAUGAAUCAUCGUGUAAAUGCUCUAUCUUGUGAUGAAGAUGAGUGGGACGAGAUUCGGAACUUUAUGAAAUGUAUAGCUUUAAUGUUUGAUUCUAUGGGAAUGGGUGUUAUUUUUUACGAAAAUGCACCUGCACCUCACAGAUAUCAUCACACUGCAAUUGAAUGCGUACCGGUCCCAAGACGCACGCUUUCGUUGGCACCAGCUUAUUUCCGUGAAGCUAUUCUAACUUCCGAUGACGAAUGGUCUCAGCAUCGCAAAAUCAUUGAUACCAUGGAAGGAGUUGAAAAAUAUGGAAAAUAUGCUUUCCGCAAGAUGAUGGUGAAAGAGUUGGGAUAUUUUCAUGUUUGGUUCACGGUCGAUGGAGGUUAUGGGCAUGUCGUCGAAAAUGAAAAAUUAUGGGGCCAACAUGACCAAGUCCCAAGACAAGUGUUUGCGAGUAUGCUGAACCUUCCGACAGAAUUCAUUCGAAGGAGAGGCAAAUGGACGGGCGUUAAGGAUCCAGCAGAAGAUGCUUUUCGAGCUCGUUUUCAUCCGUUUGAUUGGACUCGAAGCUUGUUGGAAUAGUUUCAUGCAUAAAGCUAUUUAUUUAUAUCAAGCAUCAAACAUGAUAACAUUGUAUAUUAGCUGUUGAGAAAAAAAUUUAGGGACAAAGGAAAUAACACAAAAAAUAUAAAAGAAGUCAAUUCAAUUAUUUAUGGAAAUGCGAAAUUUAUUUAGUACACACAAGUUCUAUAUAUAGUUUUAUAAAGCCAAUUUCUCAAAGGUUGGCUCGUUAUAGCAAGUUUAGUCAUUCG